GUAACGGAUGUUCUCAAAAGCGCGGGAAAACAGGUGCCCGUAUAGUUGUUUAUUUCCUGUUUUGAUGAAACCGAAAGUAGACUGCAUAUCCUCCUGGUUAGCACUUCAUUUAAAGCCUGGGAAAAUAUCUGGUGGUUUUAUUUUUUCAAGAAAAUGCAGAAAAAAAAACAACCAUGUCAAGUAAAAAAUACGUCUUGGCAGUCAAAAUAGAGGAUAGAUGGAAGGCAGGCAUAUGACUACAGACAUAUGAAGAUCAGUUUUGGAAUUGAAAGAGGAUGUUGUCAAGUUGAAAUCGGAGACACAAGAGUAAUGACACAAGUGUCAUGUCAAGUUGUUGAGCCAAAGCAGGCAAGACCAGCUGAUGGCAUCCUCUUCAUCAAUGUGGAAUUGUCCCCGAUGGCAUGCCCAAGCUUUGAACCUGGACGAUUGUCAGACUUUGGUGUGGAAAUUAACAGAUUGCUGGAAAGGUGUCUAAAGGAGUCUCGAUGUAUAGACACUGAAUCAUUGUGUAUAGUAGCUGGAGAAAAGGUAUGGGAGUUGCGGGCAGAUGUGCAUGUUCUCAACCAUGAUGGGAACCUGGUGGAUGCUUGCAGUAUUGCUGCUAUAGCAGCCCUUGCUCACUUCAGGAGACCAGAUGUCACAGUGUCUGGAGAUGAAAUUACAAUACAUCCAGCCUCCGAGAGAGACCCUGUUCCACUCAGUGUUCAUCACAUGCCCAUCUGUGUCUCCUUUGCCUUCUUUGAACAAGGGAAGUUCCUGCUGGUUGACCCAGUUGACCGUGAGGAGAAGGUAAUGGACGGACGGAUGGUUAUCGGCAUGAACAAACAUCGCGAGAUCUGUACACUCCAGAUCACCGGCCAGAUGCUGCUUCUAAAGGACCAGGUAUUACGAUGCUCCAACAUAGCAGUGGUAAAAGUGGCAGAAAUCACAGACUUAAUACACAAAGCACUAGACAAUGACAGACAGGAAAGAGCUAAAGGUGGAAAAUUUGGGUUUGCAGAGACAAUUUCCCUGGACAGUGUCACAACCAAUCAGAAACCUGCAGAGCCCAUUGACAUAUCAACAAUAGAGGGACAGAAGGCACAGGCAUAUCUUGUGGGCUCAGACAGUGGGGAUAGCAGCAUGGGCUCUUCGGAAGAUGAGGAGGAUGUUGUCAUAAUGGACAAGGGUGUUGGGAGUAUAGGGCUGGGUGGGGCCAGUAGCUGGGCCGUGGAUGAAGAAAUGAAAGAACUUGCUGAGGAACAGAGUACCAGGCCUGCAAAGGGGAACAAACAGACAGGCAGACAUACAGCAGGAGGGGACCUAGGCGACUCCAGUGAGGAGGAGGACGUGGUGAUUCUAGGGCAGACAGACAGUAAAAACAUAAUGUCCAAGAUGACAGGAGACCCCUGGAAGAAGAAGAAAAAGAAAUAGUGUUUCUAUUGACAGUCAUGCACAUUGUUUCAUUGAUCAUAAAAUUCAUAAACAAAUUA
This is a messenger RNA of Mya arenaria, 1472 nucleotides long. Its product is annotated as exosome complex component RRP45-like. Gene Ontology annotation, biological process: U5 snRNA 3'-end processing; nuclear polyadenylation-dependent mRNA catabolic process; nuclear mRNA surveillance. The coding region runs from base 247 to 1413 and encodes 388 amino acids. The record is from RefSeq and is a predicted model, not a curated record. Gene Ontology annotation, cellular component: nuclear exosome (RNase complex); cytoplasmic exosome (RNase complex). NCBI's taxonomy places the organism in Eukaryota, Metazoa, Mollusca, Bivalvia, Myida, Myidae. The transcript is spliced from 13 exons.